CAAGCCAAGAAAAGUUAUUCCAAAGAAAAGGAACCUUGAUGUUAGUCCUAUCUCUAUGCUAGCAUUGGAUACACGUAUUCAUUCUGUAGAGAAGGAGCCCAAUAAGAAUUCUAAAAAGAACAAAAACGUGCAGAAAAGAAAAUAAAAUGAAUUUACAAGAGAAUACAGGAAAUAACAUAAAAAUACAGAACUUCAUGAAUAACCUCCCUCGAGCAUCAGAGAAUGCUCGUCCGAAGAUGACAAAGAACAAGACAAAGGUAAUUAGGUAUCCAAAAGAAAGAUCACAGAAAAUUCUGCAGCAAAAAGGAAGAAACUUUGUUCAAAAUCUUAAAGCAAUAGACUAUCGAAACAAGAGAGAGAAAAUGAUUGCAAGGUCUUUAGAAGCAGCAGGAAAUGAUAAGUUUAGGAACAAAAAUACUAUGAAAAACUCCAUCGAACACUUUAUAGGCAUAGCUGAAAAUGCAGCCGGCACUGAAGGAACUAAUUCAAAUCCCCCAGAUAGAAAGACAUCAAAAUUUGGAGAAACUCAAAGCAUAGAUGGCUGUGAUCUCUGGAUGACUCAGAACUUCCAUCUUGGCAGAAGUCUAGAGCUUAGUAAUGAAACCAAAAGCAUGGAGAAAAAGUUUAUCAGAUUUUCAUCCACUAGCAAAGACUUCUUCAAAAGACUUGAUCAGAGUAUCGAGGUUAAUGUAAACGAGGGUCUAAAACACAUGAACAGUUUUCAAAAAUAACAAGCUAAAAUCCCUUAGGCUUUCUAAAAAUUCCCUUGAAAGAUCCUUAUUAAAUGCAGAAGACAAAUCUAUUAAAGAUAUCGAUUACGAUCUCCUCACAGAAGAGGAGAAGGAAGUGUACAAUAAGAGGAUCAAAACUAAACUGAUAGAGUUUAAAUAAAAAGUCUGAGGAGAUAUACCCAGAUUCUGUUAGAAAUCAGCAAAUAUUAUUCAAAGACAGGCUAAAAUUUAACAAGAUGAAACUACAAACAAUGAGGAGGUUUAAGUUCCAAAAGUUAAAGAAUGAUGGUCUUGGUACAUUCAAACAUCUAGCAAAGUACGAAAUAAUCAGGUCAAGAGAACCGAAGGUAGAAGACAAGCUCCUUAGCUCCAAGAAUAACAAAUCUAAGGAAUUUGUGAAGUUCCUUAUCUCCAAAGUUAUUGAUACGAAAAGCAAGAUUAAAACCAAUGAAAAGAAAUCUCAGCAUUUUUUUAAGAAUACUUUUACAAAUCAGAGGAAUUUUACUCAAGAAAGAAUAUCAGGAGCAGAAUUCAAAUCAAAAUUUAUUGAGAAACACAAUAAAGGCUUGUUUUGUAGGAAGUCAACUUACGAAAAGAUAGCUAAAAGAGUAAUGCCCUCGAUUAGAUAUGAAGUCGGAAAGAGUUAAUAAUGACUGAGGUAUCAUUCAAUCUUGCCUUAAUCAUUA
Molecule: messenger RNA, 1417 nt
Organism: Moneuplotes crassus
Lineage: Eukaryota; Ciliophora; Spirotrichea; Euplotida; Euplotidae
Source: the annotation of a GenBank genome assembly